Molecule: messenger RNA, 7048 nt
Organism: Canis lupus familiaris (dog)
Lineage: Eukaryota; Metazoa; Chordata; Mammalia; Carnivora; Canidae
Product: KIAA0232
Exons: 8
Coding region: 297-4205 (1302 amino acids)
Source: RefSeq, a predicted model, not a curated record
GCCGCCGCGCCGCACGGCCGCUCGGCAGGUUCUGCCGGAGACUUCCAUUUGGCCUCAAUGUGAAAAUAAAGUAGAAAAUCACAUCUGCGUGUGUAUUGCUGUCAGGAUGUUGAUUCACUGGUCAUGCCUGAAGAGGGAAAUUCUGUUCUAAUGGCUGACUGCCAGCAAAAAUAGAUGCUUAUCCUAGAUGUCAAGCAUCUCUCCUUUUUACUGGAGUGAAAAUCCCCUCCAGAUACCAACAGAACAUCAACUGCAGAAAAUGCUUCACAUUUUAAGGAUGUCAGCAACCUAAAUUCAUGCGCCCUAUCUGUACAGUUGUUGUGGAUGGUUUACCAUCUGAAAGCUCCUCAAGCUCUUAUCCAGGCCCCGUAUCUGUUUCUGAAAUGUCUCUGCUUCAUGCUCUGGGCCCAGUGCAGACCUGGCUGGGACAGGAGCUGGAGAAAUGUGGCAUUGAUGCCAUGAUUUAUACCCGCUACGUCCUUAGUCUUCUGCUGCACGACAGCUAUGACUACGAUCUGCAGGAACAGGAGAAUGACAUCUUCCUGGGCUGGGAAAAAGGAGCUUACAAGAAAUGGGGAAAGAGUAAGAAAAAGUGCUCAGAUCUGACUCUAGAAGAAAUGAAAAAACAGGCUGCUGUCCAAUGUCUUCGCUCUGCUUCUGAUGAAAGCUCCGGUAUCGAGACUUUAGUGGAGGAGCUCUGCUCCAGGCUGAAAGACCUUCAGAGUAAGCAAGAAGAGAAGAUUCACAAAAAGUUAGAGGGGUCUCCCUCUCCAGAGGCAGAAUUAUCCCCUACAGCAAAGGAUCAAGUGGAAAUGUACUAUGAGGCAUUCCCACCACUGUCUGAGAAACCAGUUUGCCUGCAGGAAAUCAUGACUGUGUGGAACAAGUCUAAAGUCUGUUCUUACUCUAGCUCUUCUUCAUCAUCCACAGCCCCACCAGCUAGCACAGACACAUCCUCCCCCAAGGACUGCAACAGUGAAGGCGAAGCCAUCAGGGAAAGAAGCAGCGAAGUGCCCACCACUGCACACGAGAAAACCCGGAGCAAAAGUAAAAGCGAGAAGGAGAACACAUUCAGUCACGGCACAGUGGAAGAAAAGCCUGCUUUGUACAAAAAGCAGAUCCGACACAAGCCCGAAGGGAAGAUUCGCCCUCGCUCCUGGUCCUCUGGCUCAAGCGAAGCAGGCUCAAGCUCGAGUGGCCAUCAGGGAGAGUUAAAAGCAUCCGUGAAGUGUGUGAAAGUGAGACACAAGACCCGAGAAAUUCGAAGCAAAAAAGGGCGAAAUGGGCCAAGUAGGCUGUCGCUGAAGGCCAGCGACAGGGCCGAGAGGGGCGUGCCUGUGGGGGGCAGCAGCAGCGGCAGUGGCGGGGGCUCCAUCAAGCCGCUCUGCCGGCGUGGGAAGAGGCCCCUGAAGGACCCGGCGAGAAGGGACAUUGGAAGCACCGAAGGAAGAGACCUGUCCCUGGAGACCAGAAACGACAGAGAAUAUAAAGAGGAACCCCUGUGGUAUACCGAGCCCAUCGCUGAGUAUUUUGUUCCUUUGAGUAGGAAGAGUAAACUAGAGACCACGUACCGAAACCGACAGGAUACGAGUGAUCUGGCAUCAGAGGCAGUGGAAGAGUUGUCGGAAUCAGUGCACGGUCUUUGUAUCAGCAACAAUAAUAUUCAUAAAACAUACCUCGCAGCAGGUACUUUCAUUGAUGGUCAUUUUGUAGAAAUGCCUGCAGUUAUCGAUGAGGAUAUUGACCUCACUGGGACCUCAUUCUGUUCUCUCCCAGAGGACAACAAGUAUCUGGAUGAUAUUCAUCUAUCAGAAUUAACACACUUCUAUGAAGUGGAUAUUGAUCAAUCCAUGUUGGAUCCUGGUGCCUCAGAAACAAUGCAAGGAGAAAGUCGGAUCUUGAAUAUGAUUCGACAAAAAAGCAAAGAGAAAACAGAUUUUGAGGCAGAAUGUUGCAUAGUGUUAGAUGGGAUGGAGUUGCAAGGGGAACGUGCAAUAUGGACAGACUCCACCAGCUCUGCGGGUGCUGAGGGCUUCUUCCUGCAUGACCUCAGCAAUCUGGCUCAGUUUUGGGAGUGCUGUUCAUCCAGCUCUGGCGAUGCCGACGGAGAGAGUUUCGGAGGAGAUUCUCCAAUUAGACUCUCUCCGAUCUUGGACAGCACAGCACUCAAUCCGCAUUUGCUUGCUGGCAAUCAGGAGCUCUUUUCAGAUAUUAAUGAAGGAUCUGGCAUAAACUCGUGUUUUUCAGUGUUUGAAGUGCAAUGCAGUAAUUCUGUUCUACCAUUUUCGUUUGAAACUCUCAACUUGGGAAAUGAAAAUACAGAUUCUAGUGCUAAUACGCUUGGGAAAACCCAGUCUAGAUUGCUAAUAUGGACCAAAAAUAGUGCCUUUGAAGAAAAUGAACACUGUUCUAAUCUUUCAACAAGAACUUGUAGCCCAUGGUCCCAUUCAGAAGAAACACGUUCAGACAACGAGACAUUAAAUAUUCAGUUUGAAGAGUCCACACAGUUUAACACAGAAGAUAUUAAUUACGUAGUUCCUAGAGUCUCGUCGAAUUAUGUAGAUGAAGAACUUCUAGAUUUUUUGCAAGAUGAAACUUGCCAGCAAAACAGUAGAACACUAGGAGAAAUUCCUACCUUAGUUUUCAAGAAAAAAUCGAAACUAGAAUCUGUCUGUGGUAUUCAGCUAGAGCAAAAGGCGGAACACAAAACCUUGGAAACUGCACGAGGGUGUGGUGAAAGCGGUCCACAUGGAGGUGGCUACAGCUCAGGGGUUAUUAAAGACAUUUGGACAAAGAUGGCAGAUGGGGCAUCGGCUACGGCAGACGUGGAAAGAGCGGAUGAGGAGUUGUUUCCGCCAGACGUCAGUAGCUACUGCUGCUGCCUGGAGGUUGAGGCCGAGGCCGAGACCCUGCGGGAGCCUCACAAGGCUGUGCAGAGGUCCGAGUACCGUCUGUGGGAGGGGCAGAAAGACAGCCUGGAGAAGAGAGCUUUUGUUUCCGGGGAGCUGUCGAAGGUGGACGGUGGAGACUAUACCACACCCUCUAAACCUUGGGAUGUGGCCCAAGACAAAGAGAACACAUUCAUUCUCGGAGGAGUUUAUGGAGAGCUCAAAACCUUUAGUAGCGACGGGGAGUGGGCCGUCGUGCCGCCCAGCCACGCCAAGGGGAGUCUGUUACAGUGUGCAGCUUCCGACGUGGUGACCAUAGCUGGGACAGACGUCUUCAUGACCCCAGGGAACAGUUUUGCUCCUGGUCACAGGCAGUUAUGGAAGCCCUUUGUGUCGUUCGAACAGAACGAUCAGCCGAGGAGUGGGGAAAACGGAUUACAUAAAGGAUUUUCUUUUAUCUUCCAUGAAGACCUACUAGGAGCAUGUGGUAACUUUCAGGUUGAAGAUCCUGGGCUGGAGUACUCCUUCUCUUCCUUCGACUUGAGCAAUCCGUUCUCCCAAGUUCUUCACGUUGAGUGUUCGUUUGAACCCGAAGGGAUUGCCUCUUUCAGCCCUAGUUUUAAACCGAAAUCCAUCCUUUGCUCUGAUUCAGACAGCGAAGUGUUUCAUCCCAGGAUAUGUGGCGUUGACAGAACCCAGUACCGGGCCAUUCGGAUCUCUCCCAGGACUCACUUCCGCCCAAUUUCGGCAUCUGAGCUGUCCCCAGGGGGAGGAAGUGAGUCGGAAUUUGAAUCUGAGAAAGAUGAAGCGAAUAUUCCCAUUCCUUCUCAAGUUGAUGCAUUUGAAGACCCACAGGCAGAUCUCCAACCGCUGGAAGAAGAUGCCGAGAAAGAAGGCCAUUACUAUGGAAAAUCAGAGCUGGAGUCGGGCAAGUUCCUCCCCAGGUUAAAAAAAUCUGGCAUGGAGAAGAGUGCUCAGACGUCCCUGGAUUCUCAGGAGGAAUCAGCUGGGAUUCUGCCGGUGGGGAAGCAGAAUCAGUGUUUGGAAUGUAGCAUGAAUGAAUCUCUGGAAAUUGCUUUAGAAAGCUCAGAAGCAAAUUGUAAAAUAAUGGCACAAUGCGAGGAAGAAAUUAAUAAUUUUUGCAGUUGCAAAGCAGGUUGUCAGUUCCCCACUUAUGAAGAUAAUCCAGUUUCUUCGGGACAGCUGGAAGAGAUUGGGAAGAAAGAAACAGAGGGAAGAAGCGAGAUUCUACAUACCACUGCCAUAUUGCUUCGCUUCCUAAAAUGGCACUUUAUCCUAAUCAGCCUUCCUUUUUGAUUUCCUGGAUACUGUUACGUUGUAUGGACAGAUGUACUGUGAUUGACCUAGCCAGUUCCUUGCGUUUUAGGGCAUCUGGGUAAAUGCAAUUGUAGGUAACUGGGUAGGCGGCAUAGUGGAGGUGAGCACAGAAAUGCCGUGGGAGCCCAGAGGAGAGCCCGCCUAGCGGUGAGAGUUGAGGGAGGCUUUUGAGCACACCUGCGGGUCCCAGGGCAGAAGGGAGAGGAGGCGGGGGCCUAGAGGCAGAAGAAAGAGCAUAAGCAGAGGCAAAGAGGCUUGAAGUUUCUCACUUGUGCAGGAUAUCUGCCAGCAGUUAGUUCUUGGCUUCUGAAAUAGAAAAUGGAAGGUGCGGAGUGUGCCUUGGGAGCCCAUUCAUGCAUGAGUUGGUGGCAAAAGCUUUCUUGUCAUUUUCUUAUUGUCAACUUAGUGCUAUGUGCUUUAGAGCACAGAAAAGCAGAGAAGGCUUGGGCUGUCUUCAGUUUGUGGCCCAGUCCAGGAGAGGAGCCAGUGUGCCCGAGGACAGUGUGUUGUGGCCAUCAGAAAGUUCUGAUGAGUGGAGAGGAUGGCAGGAGCGGUCCUUGGACUGUGGCACCUGGCCCACUUGUGCCAGUGUCACAUCCACUCUGGUUUGUCACCUUGUCCCCCUCACUGCCCACAGUGACCUGUGAUGGAUUUUUGUCCCCCUCCCUGUGACUGUGAAGGACACAUAGGCCCAGAGGGACGGAGUUGCUGCCCCUGAGCCUGGUGUCCGAUCUUUCCACUGCUUUGUACUUCUGUCAGUGAAGGCAAACUCAGGCCACGUAGUAUCUCUUCUUGGUCUCAGCAGCCCUCUGCAGCUCUUCAUUUACAAUGGCUUUCUUUUCCUUUUGUGACCUAGAUGAGUGGGAGCUGACUGUGGCUGAGGGCCACUCUUCCACGCUCUUCCCAGAGUAGAACUCAAAGAGAAACACCAAUGACCUUUGUCUUCCAAACCUGGGAGCACUUAGCAUUCAUACUCAGCUUCCAGCUUCUGAAGAAUUUCUGAGUAGCCCAUCGGUUGCUAAAAACAUUUCUGGUCAGGCUUUCUGGCUUAAAUUUGUGUCUUCUCUGUUUUUUCACGGUUUCAUUCAUCAAGUAUUUGCGGGGAGCCUUCUCUGUCUGGGCACUAGUCUGGGUGUGGAGGAAGGCACAGAGCCGUCUCUGGUCAGGUCACAUUCCCUGAUGGCAUGCCAUCCAUGACAUUGUGUGCUGGUGGACCAGAGGCGUGGAAGGUGCAGAGCUGGCUCAGGGCUGCUUGGAGGACAUGCCACUAGAAGCUGGGGCUCAGGGUGGGCUUCUCGGCGAAGGUGUCAUCUGAAAACAGGCGUCCAGGUGAGAAUGUGAGCUGAGCAGCUGUUGGGGGAGAGGAGAGAAGUGCCCUGGCAGAGGCUCCCGGCCCACCCAUAGCUGCGUCCUCGUCUGGUCUCCCUUCCACCCUCCGUCCUCCCCAACUAGAAGUAAAGUCCAUGCGUCCAAUAGAGGUUGCUUAAGCCAUGCCUGGUCCUCUUUGCUGUGCAACCCGGAAGCUGGAGCUAGCGAAGUGAAAUGAUGUCAGGAGAUAAUGCAGGUUCAUUGAGUAUGUGUUCAGUGUAGCACAGAACAGGACAAAGAAGUCUCUCCCUUUGGAAUUGACUUUCAAGGGGAGGAUGCAGAAAAAAAUCCUAAAACUAUAGCAGAAACUGGCAUGACUUCAUGGCAUGACUUCAACAGUGGGUUCAGCCCAAGGUGAGGGUGGGGAGGCGGAGGAUGACGUUUGGGAAUCAGGGAGCUGCAUCCCCUCGAGCCUUUCCUUCAGGCCAGCAGACAUUGUGUAGGCCUGGUGCCCUGAGGCACGCAGAUGAAUAGGCAUAGGCCCUGCCUCUCCCCUCUAGUCUCCUCAGCUUCCAGCCUCCUCUCUGAUCAUGCUGACCCCUCCAGCCUGCUCGUUCGCCUGUUUCCCACCCUCCCUUUCUCCCCCUCGCCCCUACUCCCACGGUCUUGGGACAGGGUCACACAAUAACCAGUGUGACUGCACUCGCACGAAUGAAUAAACUUUGAUUGCUCCGCAGCUGCCUAGGACGUUUUCUUUGCAAGUAGAAACUUGUCUCCAAGUCCAUCUUCCUUUAGUGGUCCUUUGGGGAUGAGGGCAACUUUUCUGUCCAGGAGGCCUCUUGCUCCUCCCAAAUAGCACUAAGUUGUCAUCUCACAGUGUAGGUGUGCCUUAUAGAGAAGCCAAGGUCUUUCUGGAAAGGUCUAGGGGUUCUGUGAAUGAUGUGUCAGAUGCAAUUAAUUUCCUUGAGCUAGCUAUAGACCUUGGCUGUUGUGACUUCAUUUGCAUGAAGCUGAGCCUUGUCCUGCUUAUAUAACAGCGUGGUAUGGACUACUGUUGUUGGAAAGAGCUGAGGGAGAACAUAGUGAAGGUUAACUGGCCACUCUGGGUAGACAGUACAGUUUCCCCCAGUAUCUAGUUUAAGAGUCUUUCUUUCUGUCAAGUUAUAUUAAGUGAAAAAUGAAGGAUUGAUGUAUUUCUCAUUAGUUAAAUAAUAAAAAACACACAUUAUUGAAUCAAAAAUUCUUAGAUCUGGAAGACCAUUUACAUGUAAGAAGAACGAAGUCCUGUUAGAGGAGUGAUGUUCAUUGUUUGCUAAGACUGCUCAGGUUCUCAGCUUGAACACAGAGUGAGGUGUCUUCUGAAGCAGGAGGUGCAUACAGUGUCCACAGGCCUUAUUUAUAUUUAGGCCCAACAUCCUCUGGUUCUCAGCAAAGCACAUAGUUGGGUUAUAAAGCUACGUAGCUUGGUAACUCUGCCUACGCGAUUUUUAUCAUCCAGUGUCGUCGUCUUUGAC